Messenger RNA from Haliotis rubra (blacklip abalone), 1152 nucleotides. RefSeq names its product WSCD family member AGAP003962-like. Gene Ontology annotation, molecular function: sulfotransferase activity. Lineage: Eukaryota; Metazoa; Mollusca; Gastropoda; Lepetellida; Haliotidae. The transcript has 3 exons. Bases 160 to 1017 code for a protein of 285 amino acids. The record is from RefSeq and is a predicted model, not a curated record.
GGAACAGAGUCUGAUGGUUGCGAGUUCUGUUUAGGUUCGCUUGGUUAAUACUUUCGUGAAAGUCUCUUCUCGGUCAACUUUUCAAAUUUCUUUCUUUCCGCCGAAGGAUUACAAAUUCCUGGAUAUUUUCUUUUCAGGACUCUCCUAAUCAAUGGCAAUAUGUUCAGGAAGACAUCUUUGAAAAGGAAUUUCAAGUUUGUAUUACUUGCAUUAAUGACAAUAUUUGCUGUGGACUUUUUGUUGACUGCAACGGAAGGUCUACCAAAAUCAAUUCCGUCUUCAGUCCGAUCUCUUGCCUUCAGUCGGAACGGUUCAGCGCCAAACUGUCCAAGUGUAAGACUAUCUUCCAAAGUCUUACCUAAUAUUGCGCUGGUUAGUUACCCUGGCUCGGGCAAUACGUGGACGAGGCACCUCAUCCAACAACUGACAGGGAUUGCUACAGGAUCGGUGUAUAUUGACGAGGCAUUGCGACUCAACGGUUUCCCUGGUGAGAGUCUGUCCAACGGUUCUGUAGUGGCAGUGAAGACACACGAGUAUUAUGAAGGCAAACGUUAUACCAGAGCUAUUCUUCUCAUAAGAAACCCGUAUGAAGCAUUCCUGUCCCUAUUCAAACUUAUAAAGUCAAACCACACAGGAGAGCUCACUGUCGACAAAUAUGGGAAAGAUUGGGAUGAAUUUGCAUUCAAGGAGAUUGAUCAUUACCACAAAUUACUUGCCUCCUGGAUGAAGCAUCGGGAUGUACUGCUCAUCUUCUAUGACGCACUGAAACAGAAUCUGACACAGGAGUUAGUGAAGAUUAAAGCGUUCCUAGGAGAGUCGGAUAUUGCAGGAGACAUCCGCUGUGCCAUGAUCAACUCUGCUGGAACAUUCCACAGAAAAAAGAUCGGACUCACUUUGGAUUUCUUCUAUUCCAAAAAACAAAUUAAGUCUGUAAAUAUGUUUAUUGAUCAAAUGCGGAAGAUGUUGGAAGACCGGUUUGGAAAGAUCACAGUGGAUAUGGACGCGUGGAAGUUGUGAUCAUAAUGCAUCUGUUUCAUUUAUAUAGCAUAGGGCGGUGGGGUAGCUUAGUGGUAUGCCAAUUUUCCCAUAUGGGAACAUGUAAUAAACGUCUUUGUAACUUUUUUAUGCGUGAAGAAGAAGAAGAAUAUUUUU